AUUUAAAUUUUCAUGUUGCAAUAUGAUGGAAUAAAGAUCUAUACUAAAAAGGAUUAAUAAAAAAUAAGUCACGGAACUUCAGCAUGCGAUGGUACGGUGCCUAUCCUUCCAAAGGACGAAUUGUUUUACUGCACGCGAUCCACUACCAGGCUCUGGCUGCUAAGCUUAAAUUCGAUUUUCCGAUAUUAGUAUGUUGGUCCUAGUACAGUUAGUCCCGUGUCAUUGAUCGCUAAACAUGUUCUUAGACGAAAGCUUCGUAACGAUCUAUUACGGGUGCUUUUUAGUUCUGUAAAAAUGCUCAGCUCGAGCAACAAUCGCGAUCGUUUAAUUGAUAUAUCAACGACAAUGUCAAAUUCUGCUGGAGUUUCUAACACGUAUCUCGUACGUCCACGAUUACCUUUAAGGAUUUAUUCGAAACCUAAAAUAUCUGGAAGUUAUACUCAUUAUCCAGAUUCGGCUGGUCUCUCGCGUACGAAAAGAACUAAAACUAGAAAAACAAAUGGAGUUCAAAAAAUAGAUUUAAACAAAAGGAAAAGUCCGGAUUACAUAGAAGUGAUUUAUAGAGAAGCUGUUUCUAAAUUAAAAUAUUUGUUAGCUGAAACUUAUUUGCCAGUGGAUUCUUCUGGAAUUACUAAAUCGGGGAACGACAUAGAUGAACAAAGUUUUAUAAGCGAGGGUUCAAGAAUGAAAGAUUUAAAUAACGACAAUGUUUGUUUACUACCAACACCACGUCCACUUUCCUCCAAAAGUAUUCAUCCAUCGAAAGCUUAUAGUAAUUUGGCACUUUCUAUUGCUGAAUUACAAUCUGUUCCACCAGAAAUUACUUCGUAUAUCGAACAGCAAGAAGAAUAUAUCGAACAAAUGGAACAGGAGUCUCAAUAUUGUAGAAGCGAAUUAACUAACUUGCUUAGCAAAGUUAGAGAGGUCAUAGCCGAAAAUGAAGAAUUGCAUAAUAAAACUAAAACUGGAUUUUUAAAGUAUGCUCUUGACGAGCACGAGAAUCGUCCUGAAAAUGAUUGCACUUCUAACGACCAUAGUCUUGCAUGCACGAGCAGCAUAGAUUCCAAGAUGAAUAAAUCAUUAAAAAUAUUAGAAGGGCCCAAUAUAAUAUUUGAAUCAAGAAUUAGCGAGCUGGAGGCACAAUUGACCCAAGCUAAGCUUGAGUUAAGAAAAGUUCAAGAAGAAAACCAACUCAAUGUAAAGAAAUUAGAAAAUUCUUUCAGUAACGGUAAUGUGGAAAUAUCAGCACAAUUGAAUCAAACUUUAAGAGCUAAAUACGAUGCAGAAAUCAAAGUAGAAGAAUUACAAAAAGCAUUAUCUGCAAUGCGUGAUAGAGAAAUAGAAUCUAGUCAAAAAGCUAAGCGUUCUAUGGAGAUGGCACAACAAAUGGAAUUUGAAAAAAAUCAAGCAGAAACUGAAGUAAAAAGAUUGAAGGACGAGUUGGAUAGACAACAUGAAAAACUCCGAGAAGCUGCUCAUGAAGCAAGCAGACGUAUUACUGAAGAAAGGCAACAAGUGGAGCGUAGAUACAGUCAACAAGUCGAACAACUUUCUGCGGAUAUAACUUCUCAGUGGAAUGCAGCUAAUAAAUCGCAAUUGGAAUCUGAGAAACAACAAAGGGAAUUGUUGGAUUUGAAGAGAGAUUUGUCUCAAAAGCAAACGAUCAUAGACAAUCUAAAAAAAGAUUUGCAGAAUAGAAUAUCGAGUUUACAGAGCGAUCUUAAUCAAGCUUUGACUGAAAAAGAUAUGGCUGAACAAGAAGUAAUAGCUGCUAAAUUAGCAGCAGAAAGAAAUGAUAGACAGACUAAACAAGAGCAAAUUAGAUUGCAAACGGAAAUAAAUGCUUACAAACAGCGCAUGGAAAGAGCGGAUGCAGAUUUAGUUCAUUGUAGGCGUGAAAAUUUGAGGCUUUUAGAGCAGAUAGCUUUGUUGGAGAAAGAGAUCAAUUUAAACAGAAUGAUGUACUCUGAAGAUUCUCAAAGAAAAGAUAUAAUCGGUCAAGAGAAUAAAAAGGAGACGCCUACGAUGAGGAAACUGGAUAUGGAAACUAAACAUGUUGCGACAGUUGGUGAUCUAGAGGAUGCCUUGAAUAAACAAGCUAAACUAGUCUCUCAAUUGACUACCGAAUGCCAAUCUCUCACACAACGUUUGGAAGCUAACAACGUUAAGCACAAGGAAGAAAUGGCUACCCUACAAAGUAACAUAGAAUACUUAUCGAAUAAGAUAAAGGAUUCAUUUCAUAAUCAACAAGCACUAUAUAAUAUCAAUGCAUCUUAUAAUUCACCGGAUCAAUUAAAUGAGACGAAAGUAAAUGGUAAUACAAAUCCUCAUAAUUCACAAAAUACAGAUUACGAUAUAAAUCAAAUGCAAAAUGAAAAUGACAAUGAUAACAGAGAAAUUUAUUCUAAAAAAUUGCAAAAGAAAGAUGAUUUGGAUGAAAGAUAUGAUCAUUCAAAUCAACGUGAAUAUACUUUAGGAGGCUAUAUUAAUAAUAAUAAUAAUAAUAGUAAUAUAUAUAAUAUCGAAGAUCAGUCAAUAGAAGAGAAAAAUGGAGAGCAAGAAAAACAUUUGACUGACGAUCAAAAUAUAAUAGAUAAUACUAACCUAAUGGAAUCUUCUUAUGAUCAGUAUGGAGAAUAUGAUGAGUCACAAUAUCAAGAACAAGAAUUUAAGGAUAAUGAUCAAUAUAAAGAACAGGAUAAUACACACGAUAUGACACAAUAUUCUGAACAAGAAUAUCAAGAAAAUCAUUCUGCAAUUAAUCCUAGUAACGAAUAUACACAAUAAUUUGUAUUUCUUUUUUCUAUAGCAUUUAAACACAUUUAUUGUAUUAUUAGAACGUGCAGAAAUAUUACGAGAAGACGUAAUAAAAUUAGUAUUAAAAUUGA
Messenger RNA from Polistes canadensis, 2888 nucleotides. RefSeq names its product serologically defined colon cancer antigen 8 homolog. The transcript is spliced from 9 exons. NCBI's taxonomy places the organism in Eukaryota, Metazoa, Arthropoda, Insecta, Hymenoptera, Vespidae. Gene Ontology annotation, cellular component: centrosome; centriole. Gene Ontology annotation, biological process: neuron migration; tube formation; centrosome cycle. Bases 295 to 2787 code for a protein of 830 amino acids. The record is from RefSeq and is a predicted model, not a curated record.